AAAUUCAGUUGAUAUGGUAACGGAAUUCAAACGCGGAAAGAGCUUCAGCCAUUCCGAAAAACGGUUUGUGAAUGGUUUUAAGGAUUAAAUCAUACGUAAUACAAAGAAAUCCUUUAUGGUGCUUCAAUCUCCCGUCACAACAGCAAUACUGACUAAGCUACAACUCUGUCUAACAGAAUGCUAUCAGCAGCACCUUCAGUAAAAGAGAAUGACCAUGACGGGAACAGGACAGAACAGAACCCCUUUAAGAUGCCUGAAGAUAACACCAUCUUCCACUUUAGAAAGACAGAGAAAGCACGGAGAAAGCAAGAAUAUCAGAGAGAUCUGAGUCUGUCUGUCUCCGAGAAGAAGACAUACUCAGGCAAAAUAAAAGCCAGACAGUUAGAUCUGAGGAAGAAACUGAGAGAUGGCCUGGAGGACAAGGAAGAAGCCACCACACACCUCUCACAGACUGAGGUCCAGCUUCCACAAAAUGCUCUUGCAUCCAAAGUGAUCAUGAUCAAAGAUCGUAACAUUGAAAAAGAGAGCAUACGGGAAUUCAUUAACAAGAAACGAGAGAUGUUCUACCUAGAGUAUGCUCUGGCAGUAAAGAGAGAAGAGAUUGCACAGCUAGAGGAGCAGGCAAGUCGUGAAGAGAAAAAGUUGGCUAAAGCAGAAAAGCUCCUGGAGGAUGACGCUGCCUUGUUUGACACAUUUCUAAAAGAAAAUGACAAGAACUCAGUGGAGGCCAUCAGAAUUGCUGAGCAGGAGAGCAAAGCAAAGGUGGAGAAAGUAGCUGAGAUCAAGAGGGUCACAGCUAAGAUGGUGGCCAUUAAAAGCAACAUUUCUAAGCUCGAGGACACACUGCAGGAAUACAAACUCUACAAGGACUUUCUAUUUAAGAUUUCUCCUCCAGAGUGGCAGGAGAAACAGAGAGCGAAGAAGAAACACCGCACUAAAUCCACCUCUGCCAUCAACAAGGAAGAGCAUGAGGGAAAGAGCAGAGAGACAGAUAGAGGACAAAAGACCCGUCAAUCUGAUAGACAUACAGGUAGAGAGAAGAGGAGCCCUGUUUCACGCGAGCUGCCUCCUCUGCGUGAGACCUGGGUUCAUUCCAGACACAGCGUCAAGUCAACUCCUCAGGGCGACAAAAUUAGCUCUGCAUCUGAAAGUGACAGCUCAGAAUAUGAGGAGGAGCCAGAGUUGUACUUCACAGAGCCUCAACAACUGCUGAACUUGCUCAGUGGACUGGAAGAACAGAACCUCUUUCUGAUACAAAACUCUCAGGAGACCGAGGAGAGCCUGGAGGAGUUCAGACAGACCAUGGAACAGACUCGCAAGAACAUUGAGCAAGAAGCCAACCACCUGAAGCAGCAGAUUGAUGCCAUGACAGAGACUCUUAAGAGAGAAAAAGAGAAAACUGCAGAACUGGAGCUGAAUACCAGGUUCUUUGACUUUGGAAAGAGCAAAGCAGAGGAGGAGAGUACUCUGAAUGCUUUGGGCCAGAAGGUAGAGGAGGUCUACUGGAGCUGCAUUGGAGACAGUGAAACCAACCUGAGCACAUUGCAGAUGCUGAUGGCCAUUGAGAGCAGGCUGGGUGAUCUGCUGGAGAGUGUGGAGCUGAUUCCCGCUGACCGUCUCGCAGUGGCUGAGAGAGCCAAGGAAAAGGAGAGGAGACUCAGACUGCGAGAUGAGAAGCUCAUUCAGCAGAAACAGCACCAGGAAGAGAGAAUAAAGAAAGCCAUGGAGAGAGCUCAAGCUGAGAUCAAGCGAACAUCUGGUAAGAAGCUGAUGCCUCGCUCCCAGCCUCCUGUUCGUAAACUCAAGAGCAAAGAGCACAAUGAUAUCACAGACGAGGAGAAGGAGGAAUAUCUUUACUUCUUCACUUAAAGAAGCCGCUGUUUAUUAAUGACUCCAUCAGCAUGCCACCCUCCCAUUCAGGGACAGAUUAUUAUAUCCUGGCCCCUGGGUAGGAACUCCCUCCUCAUAUUGCUACACAGGAACCAUUUUACAGAUUCUUACGUUCCCUGCAGCUUAAACCAUGCAAAAACAAACAACCCAUUGUCUGUUGGGUAGAUUCUAUGACAAGAUGCAGAAGUGCAUUACCCAUUACAUAAUACUAAUACAAAAUAAACA
Messenger RNA from Ictalurus furcatus (blue catfish), 2115 nucleotides. It is a transcript of the gene cfap100, whose product is annotated as cilia and flagella associated protein 100. The record is from RefSeq and is a predicted model, not a curated record. NCBI's taxonomy places the organism in Eukaryota, Metazoa, Chordata, Actinopteri, Siluriformes, Ictaluridae. The coding region runs from base 178 to 1869 and encodes 563 amino acids. The transcript is spliced from 15 exons.